Messenger RNA from Colletes gigas, 2223 nucleotides. RefSeq names its product serine palmitoyltransferase 1 (gene Spt-I). Gene Ontology annotation, biological process: sphingosine biosynthetic process; ceramide biosynthetic process. The record is from RefSeq and is a predicted model, not a curated record. NCBI's taxonomy places the organism in Eukaryota, Metazoa, Arthropoda, Insecta, Hymenoptera, Colletidae. The transcript is spliced from 2 exons. Gene Ontology annotation, molecular function: serine C-palmitoyltransferase activity; pyridoxal phosphate binding. Gene Ontology annotation, cellular component: endoplasmic reticulum. Bases 316 to 1755 code for a protein of 479 amino acids.
UGCAGUAAUUAUGCUGAGUCACAAUAAAUUUAUCUAAUAUUUAAGUCUUUUUCUUUAAUAAUAUUCCUUAUCGUAAAGUUAUUCAUGGUUUCCUAGUAUUUUGUAACAGUAACCUAUAAUUAUAGUAUAAUUAUUGAUACCACAUAUGCAUCUGUUUUAAACUUAUAAUAUAUGAUUUUUGAGAAUACAAACUUUACUACAACUUUAAACUUUACAACUUUGCUGAAAAAAUAAUAUACCUUAAUAUAAAGUGAUUGAUUUUGUUGAUUUACAACGAAUUUAAAACAGGGUACGUAAAAUAUCACAAACAAAAUCAUGAGCACAAAAUUCAUAUUUAUUGAAUCAAUGGAAAUUUUAAACAUAAUACCUCAAUAUCACACACUGCUAGGCACGUUCUUGAUUCUUUGGCUUGCUUGGUUUAUUGCUAAUAGACAUUAUAACAGACACGAAAGAGUGCCAACAGAAGAUGAAGUUGAAAAGAAACUUGCAGAAUGGAAACCUGAGCCAUUAAUACCUAAUCCACAAAUAAUUCAUCCUUCUCUAAAUCCAAGAUGUGUAACAUCUAGAGCUGGAAAAAGAAUAAUAGUCAAUGGUAAAGAUUGCUUAAAUUUAGGCACACACAAUUACUUAGGUUUAAUAGAAAAUAAAGAGAUAGAAAAAACAGCAAUAGCAACAGUCAGAAAGUAUGGUGUAGGAUCUUGCGGCCCACGUGGAUUCUAUGGCACUGUUGAUGUUCAUCUUGAAUUAGAAGAGCGUUUAGCAAAUUAUACAGAUACAGAAGAAGCUGUUGUAUAUUCAUAUGGAUUUAGUACAAUAGCAUCUGCAAUAACAGCAUAUUGUAAGCGCAAAGAUCUUAUAUUUGUUGAUCAAAAUGUAAAUUUUGCCAUACAAAAAGGAUUAGACGCAUCUAAAACUAAUGUUAAGUAUUUUAAACACAAUGAUGUGAAAGAUCUGCAUGAUCUAUUAAGAAAACAAGCAGAACUUGAUGAACAAAAUCCUAAAAAAGCAUCCAAAAUUAAACGCUUUUUAAUAGUUGAAGGUAUUUAUAUGAAUACUGGAAAGAUUUGCCCACUACCACAGUUAAUUGAACUUUGUAAAAAAUAUAAAUUAAGAAUAUUUAUUGAUGAAUCAAUAUCUUUUGGAACUCUUGGUGCACAUGGAAAAGGUGUGACCGAACACUUUGGUAUUCCUAGACACGAAAUUGACAUGAUUAUGGGAUCUUUGGAAACAGCUAUAGGAUCUAUUGGUGGUUUCUGUGUGGGCACAUCAUUUGUUAUUGAACAUCAUCGUUUAUCCGGACUUGGAUAUUGCUUUUCUGCAUCUCUGCCACCUCUUCUGACAUCAGCUGCUAUUACUUCCCUAGACAUUAUGAAAAAUAAUCCACAGAUAUUCCAAUCACUAAAAGCUAAUUGCAUAAUCAUAAGUAACGGACUUCUAAACAUUCCCUCUUUGGAAUGUUCAAGUUGUCCAGAGUCUCCAGUAAAGCAUGUCCAUCUGCAAGGAAAACUAGAUCACAAUACAGAAGCAAGAUUACUUUCCAAAAUCUCUGAAAGAUGUAUUGAAAAUAAUUUAGCUGUUAUAACUCCUGUCUAUUUAGAAGCAGAGAAACAUUUAGUCAGGCCUAGUCUUAGACUUUGCAUUUCUACUAUUCUUGAUAACAAUGAUAUUGAUUUUGCACUGAAUACAUUAAAAAAGUGUACUGAGGAAGUUCUAUCAUUGGAGGAAAAUCAAAAACUUUCGAAAACAAUGUUCUAAAAUUAACAGAAAUAUUCUACAUACAUACUAUUUAUUAACAUCCUUGUACAGUUAUGCAUUUAUUGUACAAACGCGAAAAGAUCUCCUGAUUGUACAAGCAAAGCAUUUCUCUAUUCUACAAAUAUUUUAUUUUUUAUUCAAUAUCAUGUCAUAUCCAAGCAAUUGUGAUAUGUUUUAUAUUUAAAAGAUUAAUUUAACAGUAUUUCUGGAUAUAUACAUUGUCUUAUAUUUGACUUUGAAGAAACAAACGAAUGCAAAGUACAAAAUAGAAUAUAUAAAAACAAGUUUGUUAUUUUGUAUUUUAACUAUUCAUAAAUUUAUUGUUUCACGUAUAUGCUUUAAAGAUACUUGUAUGAAAUUAUAUUUAAAAUUUACAUUACCUAAUUUAAUAUUAUGUAUCAGUGAUGUAUAAAUAUACAUAUCUUCUGCAAACUGCACUCGACAGAAACGUCAUAAGCGAUCGCACAA